AUGGCACCAUUCAUACCAAACCUCGCAGAUCAUACUGACACCAUACGUGCACUCGUACGCAAAGAUAGCGAUUGGCAAUGGUCAGCAUCGCACCAGACAGCGUUUGACAAAGUGAAAUCCAUGAUCAGCACCGAAUGUACACUAACGUACUUUAACACUCGAAAACCAACAGUCAUUCAAGUUGACGCCUCGUUAAAAGGGCUCGGUGCAGCUCUUCUACAGGACAACAAACCUGUCGCAUUCGCGAGCAAGGCUCUCACCGACGCCGAGAAACGCUACGCGAACAUCGAACGAGAAUUGCUAGCUGUAGUGUUUGGUUGCACUCGUUUCCAUACUUACAUAUAUGGAUCAAAGUUCACCGUCGAGUCGGACCACAAACCGCUAGAGAACAUACAACACAAAAGCAUGGCUAACACUCCGCCAAGACUGCAGAGAAUGAUGUUACGCCUGCAACCGUACGACUACAACUACCGCCCUGGACGCGAAAUGGUACUCGCAGACGCACUAUCGAGGCUUGGCCCAACGCGCGGUCCACGGAUUGAUCUCGAUACGACCAUAUACGUCGUACAGUUCUCUACAGACAAGCUUGCAGAAAUGCAACGCCAGACACAAAGUGACAAAACACUACGCCUCCUCAGUGAAACUAUCGUCACUGGGUGGCCGGAUGACCCAAAACAACUACCCAAGUGCAUCCGCCACUACUGGUCCAACCGCGAUGAACUAUCGGUUGAUAACGGUCUCGUCAUCAAGGGCGAACGAAUCGUCAUCCCUGAGACAAUGCAAAGCGAAGCAUUGCAAAAGAUUCACGCGGGACACCAAGGCAUCAACAAAUGUCAGCUCAGGGCCAAAACAUGCAUCUUCUGGCCUGGCAUCAAUAAAGACAUUGAACAAUUGGUAAGCGCAUGCAGCACAUGCCAACGACAUCAAAAAAGCCAACCAGCGGAACCACUUAUUCCUCACGACAUUCCACAGCGACCGUGGCAAACCGUAGGGACAGACAUGUUCCACUACAACAACGCAGAAUACUUGAUUAUAGCGGACUACUACUCAAAGUACCCAUUUAUCAGGAAAGUCAGUGGACGGUGCACAAGUGCCACAGUCAUACGCCUCACAAAACAGAUUUUCAGUGAACUAGGUAUCCCCACGAAAGUAAUCAGCGACAAUGGCCCACACUACGACAGCCACGAAUAUCGCAAAUUCGCUCGUGACUGGGGAUUUGACCACGUGACAUCAAGCCCCAGAUAUCCGCAAAGCAAUGGUUUUAUUGAAAGAGCCAUCCAAACUGUCAAAGCUACAUUGACAAAAGCCCAACAGUCCGACAUGGACAUAGAUCUCGCUCUACUUUGCCUACGCACUACUCCGUUGGACAAUGUUAUUCCCUCACCAGCGGAACUACUAUAUGGACGCAAACUAAGGAGCAACCUUCCUAUCAAAAUUCGCAACACGGUACCCCAAAAGGACGCAAUCCAUCAACGCCUCGUCGCUCGUCAGACUAGUCAGAAAGAUAACCAUGACAGGUAUGGUGUACGUGCCCUACCCCCUCUCAGUGUAGGCCAGCAUGUUAGCGUACAAGAUCAACAGUCUGGCAAUUGGUUACCUGCUGUCGUGAAAGACAAAUGUCCAGAGCCCCGAUCGUACAUGAUCGAAACACCAAUCGGACAUUCACUACGACGUAACAGGAGACAAUGGGAGACUUUCCACUGCUAG
Asterias rubens (European starfish) is the source of this 1707-nucleotide messenger RNA. RefSeq lists its product as uncharacterized. Gene Ontology annotation, biological process: DNA integration. The coding region runs from base 1 to 1707 and encodes 568 amino acids. Gene Ontology annotation, molecular function: nucleic acid binding. The record is from RefSeq and is a predicted model, not a curated record. The transcript has a single exon. NCBI's taxonomy places the organism in Eukaryota, Metazoa, Echinodermata, Asteroidea, Forcipulatida, Asteriidae.